AUGAAGGGCUGGGGGUUCGUCGAGUACGGCGGUCAGGAUGUGUUUGUCCACAUCAAGGAUUGCAUUGGUGGUCAGCCAGCUCCAGGUGACCCGUUGACAUUUGACUUGGAGGAGACAGGACCUGGAAAGUACAAGGCAAAAAAUGUGAGCGGAGGGUCUGCCCCAAGAAUGCAGGAUGCCAUGAUGGGCAAGGUCACACCAGUGAAUGGUACUGGUGCAUACUCAGGCACAGUGAAGUCUUUCAAUGCUACUAAGGGCUUCGGAUUCAUUCAAGUGGAGGGUAUGGACGAUAUCUUCGUCCACCAGAAGGGCUGCGUAGGAACGCUUCCAAACGCUGGCGACAUCGUGAAGUUCGACCUGGAGCCGAGCCCAACAAAGCCUGGGCAGUACCAGGCCAAGAAUUGCACAGGCGGCACAGCGCCAAUGAGCCAGCCUGGCAUGGGUGGAAUGGGAAAAGGCUACGGAGGCAUGGGCAUGGGGAUGGGAGGAAUGGGCGGCAUGGGCGGUAUGGGCGGCAUGGGUAUGAUGGGUGGCCUCAAAGGUGGCAUGAUGGCAGGAGGUGGAGGAAUGAUGGGCCCCUAUGGCAAGGGAAUGAAGGGCAAAGGAGGUGGCUUUGGUGGCUAUGGCGGCAAUGCCGUCAGCCCUGAUGUGGACCGAUCUGUUUGCACAGAGUAUCCUGCAGUUUGCGUUCCAACGCCUUGUGAACCUUUGGCCGGCCAAUUUCAGAAAAGAUUGAGUGAGCAUACUGAGCAGGGCACACUUGACGACACAUUUGACAUCAUUUGA
Messenger RNA from Cladocopium goreaui, 786 nucleotides. The record is from the annotation of a GenBank genome assembly. Lineage: Eukaryota; Dinophyceae; Suessiales; Symbiodiniaceae.